Vanessa atalanta (red admiral) is the source of this 7484-nucleotide messenger RNA. It is a transcript of the gene kcc, whose product is annotated as solute carrier family 12 member 4. Gene Ontology annotation, biological process: chloride transmembrane transport; potassium ion import across plasma membrane; cell volume homeostasis. The transcript is spliced from 22 exons. Gene Ontology annotation, molecular function: potassium:chloride symporter activity. The record is from RefSeq and is a predicted model, not a curated record. Lineage: Eukaryota; Metazoa; Arthropoda; Insecta; Lepidoptera; Nymphalidae. Gene Ontology annotation, cellular component: membrane. The coding region runs from base 552 to 3908 and encodes 1118 amino acids.
GGCCGUCGCGCGUUGCUCGCGUCUCCUCGGCUUCCUCGCCGACCGAAACUCGCGCAAACAUUACUGAAAAAUACAAAACAACUUCCCAAUCAACAGUUGUGUAUGUUCAGUUCUUCCAGAUCCCCUGAUUUGUUUCUGAAAUAGUGAAUUAAAACAAAUUUACUACGCGUUGCGUAGUGCGUUUCGUGUAAACAAACGAUGCAUUCGAUCUGCGAUCGAUUGAUAAAAUAGUUUUUAUUUAAGGUUAAGUUUGUUGAACUUUUUUCGCGGCACGCGCGACUUUGUAGUGACGUAAGAAGUGCAACUAACCAGAUUAGAUACGCUAAGCCUGCUGUAAUCAUAUAGGCCCAGGAUGAGGUUGUAGAAGAUGUAAGUAAACAGAGACGUUAAAAACUACAUUUAAACAAUCAUAUCAAAAACAUAUCUUAGUGUAAACGUAUCAAAGUGAAAUCAAAAAAUAUCUGUGUUUAUAAUAUAACUAUAUCAUAUUAGAUAAGUGCAACUAUAAGUUUCCUAAAGAUAUAAGUGUGAAGUGAUACAAGAAAGUGAAAAUGUCUGAACGCUUCAAGGUGACGAAGUUUGAGGAGCCUUCGGGGAAGACGUUUAAAAAUUAUGGCGCUACCUCCGCUGAGAGCGAUGUGGAGCUGAAAGGGAAGUUGCUUCCAGAUUCAGGUGACACUGACGAACAUGGCCUACCCAAGGAAAAGGACAAGGGCUGCGACACGACCCUUUAUCUCUACCAUGAGGAAAUCGAAGACCGACCCCGAGCGGCCACAUUCCUUAGUUCUCUGGCGGAUUACUCGAACACUAUACCUACUGCAUCAGCAGCUGAUCCAGAUGCUCCCAAACCGGCACCACCAGCUCGCAUGGGCACGCUUAUUGGCGUCUACCUUCCCUGUAUCCAAAAUAUCUUCGGCGUCAUACUCUUCAUUCGUUUAACAUGGGUGGUUGGAACUGCUGGAGCUAUUCAGGGAUUUUUGAUUGUGCUUAUCUGCUGUUGUACGACGAUGCUUACUGCGAUAUCGAUGUCGGCUAUUGCUACAAAUGGGGUGGUGCCAGCUGGCGGGUCAUACUUUAUGAUCGGGCGUUCAUUGGGUCCAGAGUGUGGAGGCGCAGUCGGAAUGCUAUUCUACACAGGCACAACCCUAGCCGCGGCUAUGUAUAUUGUUGGAGCUGUUGAAAUCGUUUUGACGUACAUGGCACCGUGGAUGUCCAUAUUCGGCGACUUCACGAAGGAUCCAGAAGCGAUGUACAACAACUUCAGAGUGUACGGCACCGGGCUACUGCUUAUUAUGGGCAUGGUGGUGUUUGUUGGCGUGAAGUUCGUAAAUAAAUUCGCAACGAUCGCACUAGCCUGUGUCAUACUCUCUAUAACAGCUGUCUAUGCCGGCAUUUUCGUCAACUUCAAUGGAAAUGAUAAACUUCAGAUGUGUGUACUUGGGAAGCGCUUAUUGAAAGACAUACACAUUGACAACUGCACUAAAGAUAUCGGCGGUGAAUUACAUCAAUUAUAUUGUGCUAACAAUACUUGCGAUCCCUACUAUCAAACACAUGAAGUUAGCAUUGUUCAAGGCAUUAAGGGUUUAUCAAGCGGAGUAUUUUUCGAUAACUUGCAAGAUUCAUUUCUACAACUCGGUCAGUAUGUCGCAUAUGGAAAAGAACCCGAUGAUAUUGAACAAAUGGAACGUCCUACAUACAACCAGAUUUACGCUGACCUUACUACUACGUUUACGAUUUUAAUUGGAAUAUUCUUCCCAUCUGUAACAGGGAUUAUGGCUGGGUCUAAUCGUUCUGGUGAUUUGGCUGAUGCCCAAAAAAGUAUUCCUAUCGGUACCAUCUGCGCUAUCCUUACAACAUCGACUGUUUAUUUGUCUUGUGUGCUACUUUUUGCUGGAACUGUAGACAAUUUGUUACUCCGUGACAAAUUUGGUCAAUCUAUCGGCGGAAAACUUGUCGUAGCUAAUAUGGCGUGGCCUAAUCAAUGGGUUAUUUUGAUUGGAUCAUUUCUUUCCACGCUUGGUGCAGGAUUACAAUCUUUGACUGGAGCUCCACGCUUACUUCAAGCGAUAGCUAAAGAUGAAAUCAUACCGUUUCUUGCUCCGUUUGCCGUUUCUUCGAGCAGAGGCGAACCUACAAGGGCCUUACUUUUAACAAUGUUGAUCUGCCAAUGCGGCAUCUUACUCGGCAACGUCGAUAUCCUCGCCCCACUACUUUCGAUGUUUUUCCUCAUGUGCUACGGUUUUGUUAACUUGGCGUGCGCCUUGCAAACUUUGCUUAAAACCCCAAACUGGCGACCAAGAUUCCGAUACUAUCAUUGGUCCCUUUCCCUUGCUGGCUUAACGUUGUGCAUCUCUAUCAUGUUUAUGACGUCGUGGUUCUACGCUCUCAUCGCUAUGGGUAUGGCGGGUCUUAUCUACAAAUAUAUUGAAUAUCGAGGUGCUGAGAAAGAGUGGGGUGAUGGUCUACGUGGUUUAGCCCUUUCAGCUGCUCGUUACUCCUUAUUACGUCUUGAACAGGGUCCUCCACAUACAAAGAACUGGCGCCCACAAGUUCUUGUACUUGCAAAACUGAACGAUGAUCUCAAUCCCAAGUAUCGUAAAAUGCUAGCCUUUGCCAGUCAACUGAAAGCUGGUAAAGGUCUUACGGUCUGUGUAUCGGUCUUGGGUGGAGACUUUACACGCCGGGCAGGUGAAGCGUCUUCAGCCAGGCAGAAUUUACGGAAAUGCAUGGAUGAAGAAAAAGUAAAAGGAUUCGUUGAUGUCCUUGUAUCUCACAGUAUUUCUGAUGGCUUAAGUCACUUCGUUCAAACAACGGGUCUUGGUGGAUUAAAACCCAAUACAGUGAUAGUGGGAUGGCCGUAUGGCUGGCGGCAAUCAGAAGACGAGCGCACUUGGCAAGUAUUCUUACACACCGUAAGAGCUGUCACGGCCGCGAGAAUGGCAAUGUUAGUGCCCAAGGGGAUCAACUUCUUCCCUGAUUCAACAGAAAAGGUGUCCGGUAAUAUAGAUAUUUGGUGGAUUGUGCAUGAUGGUGGUAUGCUGAUGUUGCUACCAUUCCUUCUAAAACAACAUCGUACUUGGAAGAAUUGCAAGAUGCGUAUUUUCACUGUUGCCCAGAUUGAAGAUAAUUCUAUUCAAAUGAAGAAAGACCUGAAGAUGUUCCUCUACCAGCUACGUCUGGAAGCAGAAGUAGAAGUCGUUGAAAUGACUGACAGCGAUAUCAGCGCUUACACUUACGAACGGACCUUGAUGAUGGAGCAACGCAAUCAAAUGUUACGAGAACUCAGACUAAACAAGAAAGAAACUCUUGGAAUGAUGCAAAAUUUGGUGGACUAUCGUGAACAAAAUGCUGAGGAGAAGUUGCCUCUGGUACAAGCUAUCGUAGACCACCACCAUGCGGAUAUCAAAACGGCUAGCAAGGUCCGUUUCGCUGAACCAGGCUCCGACCCUGCCCCUGAUGAUGCACCAUCUCCUCCUCUCGCUGAGAUCGAUGACAAGGACAAGGACGAAAAGGACGAAUUUCGAAGUAGUUUGUUGCACAUAAUCGAUUCAAUGUGGGACUCGCCCGAUGAACGCUCGCAGUGUGAGUCGCCGCCGCCUGACGCCGAGAAGCACAAGGAAGGCAACCCCAACGGCGACGUGGGUAACCCCAAGCCCAACAUGCCCAACAUUACUCCUGACGAGGGCACUGUUCGACGAAUGCACACGGCUGUGAAGUUGAACGAAGUGAUUGUGUCGCGCUCACAUGACGCACAACUAGUCAUACUGAAUCUACCUGGCCCUCCACGCGACACCAAACUCGAGAGGGAAUCUAACUAUAUGGAGUUCCUGGAGGUGUUGACGGAGGGUCUAGAGAAAGUGCUGAUGGUUCGUGGAGGAGGACGCGAAGUGAUCACUAUCUACUCGUGAACGCGCACCGCUUAUACUCUCGCCUCCGUAAUAUUAAUCUUUUUACUACAGGAAUAUAUGUUGAACUAUCAGUGCAAACGUUCGCGCCUUCGAACGCAAUUUACAAAAGUCUACGUGAUAUGUUCGUAAAUGUUUCAUACUCUGUUUUAAAGGAUCUUAAACGGAUCGAGAUCGCGUCUUGUUGAUCGUUAUGUAAAAUUAACAAUCGCAUAAUAAACCUGCCGCGGAUGAUCGCAGAGCGGUCUGAAUAUUAUGUUUAAUAGUUCGUUUGUAUAAUAUAUCGUAUUUACUUACGACUACUGAAAUUAUAUUAAUGUUCGUUUGACGUGUAAAUGUUAGAUUAGAUCUAAAUUUUGUUACAUUUGAUGCUUAGUGGUGAUUUAAUUAAUAAAAAUAUAUUCACUGUUGUAUACAUACAUAUGUGUGAAAUAUUCGUGAAUCUUAAAGAGCCUUAACUUAGGUUAGCUCGACGUUUGUUCCGUUACUAUUUAGAUUAGUUGUAAGUGGGAAUCUGACUAAAGUUACCGACACGCCUCUAAAGAUUUUUAAUGUAUCUCUUUGAUUUUUUUUUAAUAAUAACAUUUAUAAUGUUGAUGAAAUUGUAGAUAAUUUACAAUCAUGGAAUAUUUUAUCUAAAUUAAAUUAACUUUGUAAAUAGUUAUUUUGUUCUAAGAAUAUUGUCUGCUCAAGUUAAAUAUAACAUGGGACUGAAGAUUGAUGAAAUUUAAAUGUUUACUUCCCGGAUCAUUGUAGAGACACUAGUCUAGUCAUUUACAGACGAUGCAAAUUUGUUAACAUUUUGACUACAUUUUUUUUAAUUGUUAUUUUAUUAAUCAUUUUAUUUCAGAUUUAGUAUAACAUACGCAAUGUAUAUUUUACAUGAUAUAUAUAUAUGUAUUAAUUUUCAUAGUUAAGUAGAACAUUGUACGACUUUUUCGUUUCGUUUUUAUUCAUAAUGUCGAAACCUGAAAAUUAUUACGCACAUUCGCGUAGUUAGCUGAUUUCUUACUGUGAUCAUUUAUAUAAUGUUUGUGUCAUCUCUAUUAUAAUGUAAUUGACACCCAUAUACUUACAAAAUGGGUGUUUUAUUCAUAAGAAAAUUAUAAUUCUUCUUAUAUAUAACGACUUAAAGGACUAUGCUCCUUGUCAAGAUUCUUAGUUAUAAGGCCUACUAUUAAGAAAUGUUCGAAAUACUAUAAGUAAUUACUGAUAUAAAUCUGUCAUUAUCGAAAACGACUUUGCGUUGAGUACAGAGUAAUGUAACAAUUUCUUCUCACCUUUAUACUUGCUAAUGACAGAUAUUAAAUACUAUUAAAAACCGGUAUUCGUAAUAUCUUUUAAGUACCAAAGUCAAUGUUAGCUAAGCGAUUUUAAAGGAAUACUAUUUAACAUUUCAUUUAUUUGUCAUUUAAAAAGACAAACCAUUAAAAAACUACGUAUUUCUAUUGUGUCUCGGAUAAAUAAUCUACAUACUUAAUCAAGUAAAAUUGUCAAUUUAUGAUUUUGGUGUCAUUAUAUAAGAAAUUAAUGUAACGAGUAUUAGGUUACUGCCAAAUAGAAAUCGAUGUUGUAAUUCCUAGUCCUUAAGCGAUUAGGUAGUUAAUUCUAAAUUAAUUCAUCAUUCGAAACUUCAUAAUAAUAGUAAAUUAGAUUGAUUGAAAGAUAGUUAAGUAUAGUGCAUGAUCAAUUUUGCGAAUAUUAGAUUAUAAAUUUAAAUAGAUUAAUUAUUAUUAAAUCCUCUGAAUUAUAGAAAUUAAAAAUCUUCGAUGGCAGUAACGCUGUUUUGAAAAAUAGGUAAACAUCUAAUUUGCAAUGGACCUGUCUACGUUUACCUGAAUAUGUAAUACCUAUAUCUUUCAGUAUUAAAUUGUUAUGUCGACCGUACUACUCAUAAAAUCUAAGCAAAAACAUAAGUGCAGUGACAGAAUAUAUAUCGAUUAUUGCUUUAUUUUUCGAAACAUUGAUUAAAUUAAUACACCUUAUUUAAGCUGCAGAAUGUUUGAAAUUUUGAUAAUUUUAUUUAAUAUAUAAAACUUCUAUGUAUUUAACUAAAAAAACUGCCCUAAAGUACUUGUAUAACUAAAACCACAAAAUCCGACGAAUGUUAGUGACAGAUUAUUAUGUUAACAACAUUUAUAAUUAAAACCUUUUUAAUCUUUGCAUUUUUAAUAAAUGCUUUAAAAGCGAAUAGUGCGUAUUCUUAACGUGGCUUAUAUCGAUAGAAAAACGAUCGUUCCAUUUUUUUUUUUUUUUCAAGGAUGAUUCUGUCACAACAUUACCGGAUUAUUUGUGUUAUUUUUCCGGCAAUGUGAAAGAAGUAUGAAUGGCGACCAUAAAUUGUCAACAAAAAAGUAUGCUUGUAGAUAAUUGUGCCGUGAUUUUUAAGGUGAUACAUUUUGUGAUGUUCAUAAUGGAAUGGUACUUGAGGAUUGAAUAAACAGAUUUCACUUAAUAAAAUUAAGUAGAUAUUAUAUCUAUAACUAAAUUUCAAUAUAUUUAACGGAUUCUUUAAAAGAUUAUAAAUAGUAAAGCAUAUAUACGUGGAUGUGUUCUUCAUCACUUAGUGAUAUAAAAUAUACAGAAUCAUUAUAAUGUUAUAGUUGACAUAUCUUCAUUUUAAAAAAACCAUAAACAAAAAUAAAUAUAUUUAUGAAUAAUCUAUUCAACUGUUUUAUGCCUAUUAAUAGGCACUGAUAAAUUUUUGAGUCGAUGUUAGAUUAAACCUAACGUCAUUUCCUUUUCACGAUUUGCACACUAAGAUUUAAAAAAAAAAAACAUUAAAAAACAAGAUAAAUUUUGUUUAAUGUAAAACAUUUUGACACAAUUAUAAAACGAAAAAAUAAAAAUUUCAAUCGACCGCAUUAAGUCCACCAUUGUUAUGUGCCAAAGUUCAAAAUUAAUCUAAAAAAAUUAGAUUCGGUGAGAUUACCAUAAUAGAAUCUACCAAGUAGAGUUACCAUAAGAUCAUAAAACAAUUUAAAGUUCAUUGAACUUAUGGGUAUAUUUACAAUAGAUUUUGAAAAAAUAUUGUGUGGUAGAAAUAUUAAGUUGACUAAAAUAGUUUAUACUUGUACACCAUACGAAAUGCACAUAGAUAAACCUAAAUUUCAAAUAGAAAGAAAUAUCGUGUUCGUAUUUUCAAUCUAUAUAAAGAUACCUAUUUCUAGGAUAAUUUAAAAAAUAAACAUUUAAUGAAUGUACCUAACUCUAUCGAGUGUCUUGUAACUUAAUGAAUAAAAAUUGUCUAUUUUAGAUUUUAGGCUGUGAGCCAGCGUAAAGUUUAAACACAUUCAUUAAAAUUUUGAUAUUUCAAGCUAGAGUUGCUGUGAUACACCAUUUGGCUAUAAAGUAUAGAGUAUUCGUUUCUGGCUAUAGCUUUUAUUGAUAAAAGCUAAAUAUUUAUCAAUAAAUGAAAUAAUAUAUUUGAUUUUACUCAAAUCUAGUUGCAAAUAUCAUGAUUUGUACUUCUGAACAACAUUUCUAAAUGAGAAAUUACUUUGUUUCGAAAAAAAUAAAAAAAUUAAUAGUGAUGUAGAAUAAAUUCAUAUAAUUUUUUAAUUUGUUUAAAUUAAACCU